UAUAAAAUAAAAAACCCGCCGGAAAACCCUAAACCCACAAAACCCUCAAAUUCGUCUCUUCCAAUUGAACUCAAUUUCCCCUACUUUUCGGUUCCUGAAUUUUGCAGUUUCUUGAAAUCAAUUUACCCAUGGCGUCGGAGAUGGAUGUAGAGCAGAGGGAAACUAUCAACAAUGUCAUGAUUCUCUUGACGGACCCGGAAGGCACGCCUUUGGGAGCUCCCAUGUAUCUUCCCCAAAAUGCAGGGCCUCAGCAGCUUCAGCAAAUGGUCAAUAAACUUCUCAACAAUGAGGAGAAGCUUCCCUAUGCUUUUUACAUAUCUGACCAGGAGCUUCUUGUUUCGCUUGGUGCAUACUUAGAGAAAAACAAAGUUUCUGUUGAGAAGGUGCUGAAUGUAGUUUAUCAGCCACAAGCAGUAUUCCGCAUACGUCCUGUUAGUCGGUGUUCAGCAACAAUUUCUGGUCACGCUGAAGCCGUUCUUUCUGUUUCAUUUAGCCCUGAUGGGCGACAGUUGGCAAGUGGUUCAGGUGACACUACAGUUCGGCUAUGGGACCUUAAUACGCAGACACCACUAUUCACAUGUACAGGGCAUAAAAAUUGGGUUCUUUCUAUUGCCUGGUCACCGGAUGGGAAGCAUCUAGUAAGUGGGAGCAAAGCUGGUGAACUUUAUUGCUGGGAUCCACAGACGGGAAAACCAUUGGGAAAUCCGCUCACUGGCCACAAAAAAUGGAUUACUGGUAUUUCAUGGGAACCUUUGCAUCUAAGUGCCCCAUGUCGCCGUUUUGUGAGUUCUAGCAAAGAUGGUGAUGCACGCAUAUGGGAUGUUUCAUUGAAGAAAUGUGUUAUAUGUCUCAGUGGCCAUACUCUUGCAAUAACUUGUGUCAAAUGGGGCGGAGAUGGAGUUAUAUAUACAGGCUCUCAGGAUUGUACCAUCAAGGUUUGGGAAACUAAGCAAGGAAAACUAAUUCGUGAAUUAAAGGGACAUGGUCAUUGGGUUAACUCUCUUGCACUAAGCACUGAAUAUGUCCUCCGCACGGGUGCUUUUGAUCAUACAGGGAAACAAUUCUCUUCCCCGGAGGAAAUGAAGAAGGUUGCUCUGGAAAGGUAUAAUAAGAUGAAAGGCAAUGCCCCUGAAAGAUUGGUUUCAGGAUCUGAUGAUUUUACCAUGUUUCUAUGGGAACCUGCAGUCAGCAAGCACCCUAAAACCCGCAUGACAGGUCAUCAACAACUUGUGAAUCAUGUUUAUUUCUCACCCGAUGGGCAAUGGGUGGCCAGUGCAUCCUUUGAUAAGUCUGUGAAACUGUGGAAUGGCAUUACGGGAAAAUUUGUUGCUGCUUUCCGGGGUCAUGUUGGGCCUGUUUAUCAAAUCAGUUGGUCUGCUGAUAGUAGGCUUCUUUUAAGCGGCAGCAAAGACUCCACCCUGAAGAUUUGGGAUAUCAGAACACACAAGUUAAAAGAGGACCUUCCAGGCCAUGCCGAUGAGGUUUUUGCUGUUGAUUGGAGUCCGGAUGGUGAGAAGGUGGCUUCUGGAGGCAAGGAUAAAGUACUAAAGCUAUGGAUGGGCUAAGAGUAACUGAGGGCGCCAAUUCAAUUAUGUGGAAGUCUUAAAACGUGUCAACGGAUGCAUGCAUCACAAUCGCACUGCAAAAAGGCAUACAUGUUGAGUGAUUAAGACAACCCAAAAGAAUGGGUAGCAGAAUCAGUCAUGCAGGUUGGAUUUUGCACUUACAUUAUGGUUCUGCUAUGGCUGCUGAUGUUUUUGGCAGGCUUUGGGGUUCGGUCUCAAACCAUUGGCUCACUCUGCUUUGGAUGAUUGCUGCAGAUACUGUCUGGAGAAUAUGCAGUACAUGACCUGAUAUGCUAUUCUAUCUUGGCUGGUUUAUUAUAUUCUUACAGUUUAGAGAACAUGUCCACCAGUAUUCGUAAUUUCCAUUGCUUAUUAUAUCUUUUGACUCUAGUAAUAGAUAUUAACUUAUAUUCUAGAAUUGGUAUCUAUUUGUUAUAUGUGUAGCACAUUUUCUUUUCUAUGCAAAGAUUGAACCAAAGAAACCCAAAUUGUAUCACGGCAACCAUAUCAGUUAUUUUAAUUGAGUUUUGCUGAGGA
Molecule: messenger RNA, 2102 nt
Organism: Momordica charantia (bitter melon)
Lineage: Eukaryota; Viridiplantae; Streptophyta; Magnoliopsida; Cucurbitales; Cucurbitaceae
Product: WD-40 repeat family protein / notchless protein
Biological process (GO): ribosomal large subunit assembly
Cellular component (GO): nucleolus
Molecular function (GO): protein binding
Source: RefSeq, a predicted model, not a curated record